CAAGUAAGUUUUGGUCAAAAAAACAUUGCAUAACCAUAUUAGAGGCUUUAUCAUCAGAUGGCUCAACAUGGUCCAAGACUAGUGGUGCCAAUAGAUGUGACCAAGAAACCAAGGCAACAGAAGCUCCCCCUUCACAACCGAUGGCACCCUGAAAUACCACCGGUUGCUGAGGUUACUGUCGGGGAGCUUUUUCGGGUUGAGAUGGUCGAUUUUUCUGGAGGUGGUAUUACUAAAGAAUAUACUGCUGAAGACAUCAAGUAUGCUGAGCAGUCUGUUGUGCAUUAUCUGAGUGGGCCGAUUAGAGUUAUUGAUGAGGAGGGAAUAGCAGCUAAACCGGGCGAUCUUCUUGUAGUUGAAAUAUGCAACUUGGGUCCUCUACCUGGCGACGAAUGGGGUUUUACAGCAAUCUUUGAUAGAGAAAAUGGUGGUGGUUUUCUCACUGAUCAUUUCCCUUGUGCCACCAAAGCAAUUUGGUAUUUUGAAGGAAUAUAUGCUUACUCUCCCCAUAUACCAGGUGUACGGUUUCCUGGUAUAACACACCCGGGAAUAAUUGGAACCGCACCUUCAAUGGAACUCCUUAACAUAUGGAAUGAAAGGGAAAGAGAACUUGAAGAAAAUGGAUUAAAAUCAUUGAAGUUAUGUGAAGUUUUGCAUUCGAGGCCAUUAGCAAACUUGCCAUCAACAAAAGGCUGCGUUCUUGGCAAGAUUCCUGAAGGGACUAAAGAAUGGGAGAAGAUUGCUAAUGAGGCUGCGAGGACCAUUCCAGGAAGGGAAAAUGGAGGGAACUGUGACAUCAAGAAUUUAAGUAGGGGUUCCAAGAUAUACCUUCCGGUAUUUGUGGAAGGCGCUAACUUUAGUACAGGGGAUAUGCAUUUCUCACAAGGUGAUGGUGAAGUUUCGUUUUGUGGGGCGAUUGAGAUGAGUGGCUUCCUUGAACUCAAGUGUGAAAUCAUACGAGGGGGAAUGAAAGAAUAUCUUACUCCAAUGGGACCUACUCCUCUUCACGUUAAUCCUAUAUUUGAGAUAGGCCCAGUAGAGCCACGAUUCUCGGAAUGGCUGGUGUUUGAGGGAAUCAGUGUUGAUGAGAGUGGAAGACAACAUUACCUUGACGCUAGUGUUGCUUACAAGCGUGCAGUUCUAAAUGCAAUCGACUACUUGUCCAAAUUUGGAUACACUAAGGAACAGGUCUAUCUUUUACUGUCGUGCUGCCCCUGCGAAGGUAGGAUUUCAGGCAUAGUUGACGCUCCUAAUGCCGUCGCCACACUUGCAAUUCCAACUUCUAUAUUUGAUCAGGAUAUUCGUCCAAAGCGUAACAAGGUGCCCAUAGGACCGCGGGUUGUAAGAAAUCCAGAUAUUCCAAGAUGCAGUUAUGAUGGAAAUUUACCCAUCACAAAGAACCCCGGUGCAACAGGAAGUUAGUAGUAUCGAAGGAUCUGAAUACAUGACAUAUUCUCUUAUGGUGUCAAUUAUAAUAAAUAAAUAGAUGGCCACUUAUACUGUCUUUUAUUCCACAAGAGAUAUCUUAAAGUAUUCACGUUCUGUUG
Molecule: messenger RNA, 1544 nt
Organism: Erigeron canadensis
Lineage: Eukaryota; Viridiplantae; Streptophyta; Magnoliopsida; Asterales; Asteraceae
Product: formamidase-like
Exons: 7
Coding region: 58-1419 (453 amino acids)
Molecular function (GO): hydrolase activity, acting on carbon-nitrogen (but not peptide) bonds, in linear amides
Source: RefSeq, a predicted model, not a curated record